Chaetomium globosum CBS 148.51 is the source of this 762-nucleotide messenger RNA. RefSeq lists its product as uncharacterized. Lineage: Eukaryota; Fungi; Ascomycota; Sordariomycetes; Sordariales; Chaetomiaceae. Gene Ontology annotation, cellular component: phosphopantothenoylcysteine decarboxylase complex. The record is from RefSeq and is a predicted model, not a curated record. Bases 1 to 762 code for a protein of 253 amino acids. Gene Ontology annotation, biological process: coenzyme A biosynthetic process. Gene Ontology annotation, molecular function: FMN binding; phosphopantothenoylcysteine decarboxylase activity. The transcript has 9 exons.
AUGUUGCAAUCUGUUGGCAGCGAACAUGACAGCCACUAUGAGUCUGGCCACUCCAACUCUAUCGAGGCAUUAGUGGCAGCACGAAACGAUGGAAAGAAGCAUCUGCUCCUCGCGUACGCUCCCUGCUUCCCGAGCUCCCUCCCGGUCAUCGUCGCGGCUCUAGACAAGUACCAGGAUAGUCUCUCGAUCCGUAUCGUCCUGACCGAGUCGGCCACCCAUUUCCUAAGUGGGCAAAGUGACGAGCAGCCCACUGUCGACUCGCUGUUGUACUUACCCAAUGUCGAUGCCGUCUACCGCGACCAUCACGAGUGGGGCCCCCGGCCGUGGCGCCGGGGGGCCAGGGCCGAUAUGCUCGUCGUGGCACCACUUAGCGCAAAUACUCUAGCCAAGGUUCGCACUCGAUUAUACGGCAGACGUGACCGUCGACACAAGCCUCGGAUACUGACAAAUUCGACUCCUGCCAUGUGGAGAAACCCCGUCACAAACAAGCAGAUCCGGGUGCUCACAGACGACUGGGGCGUCAAGGAGAAGGCAACGGGUCCCGCCAGCGAAACACGCUCGAUUAUCGGCUGGUUCAAGGUCAUCACUCCCAUUAGCAAAACCCUCGCCUGCAGCGACACCGGAGAUGAUCAAUCCUUCCGCUCUACCGCCGCAACAUCGUCGUCCGAUGGCGCUAACCCUAUUUACGUAGGGGCCAUGGCGUCGGUUGAGUCUAUUUGCGAGGCUAUCGAGCGGGAUUUGAAUUUGACGGUGGAGAAUUGA